Messenger RNA from Gymnodraco acuticeps, 2934 nucleotides. It is a transcript of the gene pde12, whose product is annotated as phosphodiesterase 12. Gene Ontology annotation, cellular component: mitochondrion. The transcript is spliced from 8 exons. Bases 547 to 2322 code for a protein of 591 amino acids. Gene Ontology annotation, molecular function: 3'-5'-RNA exonuclease activity. Gene Ontology annotation, biological process: nuclear-transcribed mRNA catabolic process, deadenylation-dependent decay. Lineage: Eukaryota; Metazoa; Chordata; Actinopteri; Perciformes; Bathydraconidae. The record is from RefSeq and is a predicted model, not a curated record.
GGGACUUCCGGGUCAUUUCACUCGGUUAGGAAGGUUCCUAAGCUAAAGGGACUAUUCGACUGCAGCCCAGUUCUUACUAUACAUCCAUGGUCUAUGGGCAUGACUUACCAGGGAAAUAACUGACAGAUAACAUUGUUUGUGAAUAUUUAAAAAAAUAACAUGUUGUUUUAAGCAGGGUUUUAUAUAUCUGAAUCCUGUGUGUUGUUUAGUUUUAAAUCAGACUGCUGGAGGGUGAAUAACACUCGGUGGUGUUCUCUUCUGGUUAGCUUGCUAGUUAGCACCAUGGGGUUAGCACUGUGUCGGGCAGUUGUUGACGUCAUAUAAAUAGGGAGCACUCUACUUGUCAUUGACGUUACCGGCGUGGGUGAUGAAUGUUGGUGUAGGUUCAAGUUAAUUUAAAAUAACGUUAGUGCAGGUUAGCGCCAGUGUCGUUAAACGUCAUUGUAGUUUGCCCCGCUGUCCUCUACCUGUCGCUGGUCGUUGACAUUACUUAGUUUACCGUCAGUGUAGUUUUCCCUGUUGUCCUCUACCUGCCACCGGGUCUUCAUGUUUAACCGCCUCUCCGCUGCUCUCACACUUCUCCCCCGCCGCCUACUGUUCGUCUCUUCACCGAGGACUCUGACCGGAGCCUGCCGCCUCCUCGGCAGGAUGAACCCCGCCGUGGUGAGGUGCCUCCCCGGGGAGCCCAAACUCACCAUCUCCUUCAGUCUGGACGGCAGCCACAAACACAUGUUGCGGGACCAGGAUGAGCCGCUGGGAAAGGCCCUGGCCAGGAUAUCCCACGGCCUCAACAAGAGCCAAGGAAAGGCGAAAAAGUCAAAGAAAAAGAAAGGACAGACGCCGGGUGAAGCCCCUGUGCUCACCGCGGUGAAGCUCUACUACAACGGGGAGGAGGUGUCCGGCAUGUCGCUGAAUUCGGAGGCGUGGCGGGACGGAGCCGUGCUGGAGGUGGGAGACGUGGAGUACUCUGUCCGUAGGAACACUCCCACCUUGACCAACGCAGAGCUCCCCGCGUCCCUGCUCGCAGAGUUCCCCGUCUGCCCCAACCUGGAGAUAGAGUUCGGGAACCUGGAAGACUGCGAGUUCACGUGGUAUAGAGAAAAUGCCCCAAACACAAGCACUGAAGCUGCGGUAGAAGUUGAAGGUCAGGACAGCGAGUGGACACAGGUAGGAUGUGGGAGAGUCCAUGUUCCGUCCAUUCAGGACAUCGGCUACAGGCUCAAACUGCGCUGCACCCCUAAAGAUGGAGGACGCAGCGGCCUGCCCAAGGAGCUCCUCUCUACGGCAAUAGAGGCCGGACCCGGGGUGUGCACGUUCGACAACAGGCACGCGUACACUCUCAAAGAGGCGGAGUGGCCGUCUGUGAGGGUGGUGUCGUAUAACAUCCUCGCCGACACCUACGCCCAGACAGAACUGUCCAAGACGGUGCUCUACCCGUACUGCGCCCCUUACGCCCUGCAGCUGGACUACAGGCAGAACCUGAUCAAGAAGGAGCUCGCCGGGUACAAGGCUGACAUCAUCUGUCUGCAGGAGGUGGACAAAGGGGUGUUUGUUAACAGUCUGACUCCAGCCCUCGAUGCCUUCGGUCUGGACGGUGUUUUCAGAACCAAAGACAGACAGCAUGAAGGACUCGCUACAUUCUACCGCAGGUCAAAGUUGAAGCUUCUGAGCAGUCAUAAUAUUUCGCUGAGCGAGGCGCUAACCUCUGACCCAAUCCACUCUGCGCUGCUGGAGAAUCUUUCUGCGAGCACGGCUCUGAAGCGGAACAUCCUGAAGAGGUCCACUGUCCUGCAGGUCAGUGUGCUUGAGGAUGUGAGUAAACCUGGCAGGAAGGUCUGCGUGGCAAACACUCACCUGUACUGGCUCCCCAAAGGAGGGAGCAUCCGCUUGGUCCAGAUGGGCGUGGCUCUGCAACACCUGAAUCAUGUGAUCAAUGAGGUCGCACCUGGAGCCCCUCUGAUCUUUUGUGGAGACUUCAACUCACACCCUGACUCGGGUGUUUUCCAGCUGCUCAGCGAGGCUCUUGUUCCUCUGCAGCACGCAGACUGGAGCAGCUUGGGGCCGGAGGAGUCCUGCAGCAUGGAGCUGCUCUCUGCCCUCCCCCCUCUGCUGAGCGCCUACGGACAGCCGGCCUACACCAACUACGUGGGAGGAUUCCAUGGCUGCCUGGACUACAUCUUCAUACAGCCGGACAGCAUGCAGGUGGAGCAGGUGAUUCCUCUGCCCAGCCACCAGGAGGUCACCACCUACGAGGCUCUGCCCAGCGUCGCUCACCCCUCAGACCACAUCGCCCUGAUCUGUGACCUGCGCUGGAACCCCUGACCUCUGACUUCUUGAACCAAAUACUAGAGAACCAGGCUUCUCCCUCAAACACACCCUGACUUUGGAUUUUCUUAAUACUAGAAUAAAGUCUGAGCAUGGAGAUGUGAUCCUGCAGGUUAACUGUAAACAAAAUGAAAUACUUGUUUUAAAUUACAAUAUGAAAUGUACUGUUAAUAUUGUAAUAUUUACAGUACAAUAAAUAAUACAUUUGAAUCACUGAUAUUCAGUGUUUGAGCUGAAAUGCUGCACAUUGUUUGUUAUUUUUAUUAAAUGUAAUUACUAUUUGGCUGAAACACUUGACCGAACACAGGUUGCUGGUUCAUAUGUGGUUAAUAAUUAUUGUUAACACGAGUUAAUAUUAGAAACAGAAGUAAUGUUUUUACUGCAGGUUUUUUCUCACUCUCUAAAAUGGCUGUGCCACAUCUUAGUUCACAUGGACUCUUAAUGGUUUCGAGACCCAAUGAUAUGGUAAAGAAAUACAUAUAUUAUUAACUUAUUCAGUUAUUUAUUAUUACUUUUACUUUUAUUUUGGCCAAACAAGUUGAUCAGUGAGUGGUGCUUAACGUUGUUUAUUUUAUUUGAAAUAAAGUCUUGCUCAAAGCAUUGGUCAUA